This is a messenger RNA of Plectropomus leopardus (leopard coralgrouper), 932 nucleotides long. The record is from RefSeq and is a predicted model, not a curated record. NCBI's taxonomy places the organism in Eukaryota, Metazoa, Chordata, Actinopteri, Perciformes, Serranidae.
AUAUUAUUGAUUCAAGGUAAUGUGUAUUUUAAUUUUUGAAAUAAAUCAAACAAUAAUUUGGUGCCAACUCUGCGGUAACUAUGACAACCCCUGAGGGGUUUCAGACACCAUGUUGAAUACCAAGGUUCUUUUUAAUAUAAACCUAUAAAUAUAGAUAAAUAAUUAUGGUUAUAAAACAUCCAGCUUGGCCCAGUGCUUCAAUAAAGCAACAUUGCUGAUUUGGAUAGGCUUCAGACUUUUAAAUUUAAUAAAUAUUAUUAAAAGAUCACAAAACUUGUAUGAAACUAAAAGCAAUGACAGAAUUUUUUAAAACUGUCUUUAUUAUAGAUGAUCUGAGAAUCAAUUUACCAAUGAUUAGGGAUGCCAAAUGGAGCAGCGAUGAUGCUGCUGACAUGACACUCUUUCUCCGCCACAGAAAUGUCUCAUUCUAGACCACUGCUCAUCCCGUGGCUGCGGGCCCAGAUUGACAGCGAGAGGUAUCCCGGUGUCCACUGGACAAACCCGGAGCGAACAGAGUUCUGUGUCCCGUGGAAACAUGCUUUAAGACAGGACUCCUCUGAUGUUGACAUCCUCAUCUUUAAGGCCUGGGCAGAAGUGAGUGGCAAUGGGCGGGCUCACGGGGACUCGUCAGUCUGGAAAAGGAACUUCCGCAGCGCCCUCCGAGCCAAAGGCUUCAAAAUGGUCAGCGACAGCAAGAAUGAUUCUGCUAACCCCCAUAAAGUGUUUCACUGGCCGGAUGAGCUAGCUUCAGGAGCUAACUCUUCUGCUGGAUCCCAGGACCAAGAUGACCUCGAUUUGCUUGAGGAUAUCGGCCUUCCAACACCAGAGAGCCAUGCCAUCCCAUGCUUAGAUGACCUUCUCUAUCUGCCAGAAGGUAAGGAACUGGAACCCAGUGAAUGCAUUUUAUAUCUCUGAAAUUUCCUUUACCCUGC